AUGACCCCGUACGAUUUUAAUAUCACUCGAGAGCGGCCCUUACACAGCAGAUAUAUCAAGCCAUUAGUAGUGCAACGUUCACAGGCUGAACUCGGCGAAGACGAACCUCAAGAGUCAAAGAUGAACAACAGCAAGUCUCCUCUCGUUCACACCACUGUAGUACAUGACUAUGGUUCGACAACAUCCACUUCUGCCAGCACGUCCCAAGAUGAUGGAGCAAUUAAUGGACAUCGCAUUGUCCCAGGGUUCAUCGUCAAUAAUGCCGGAAUGCUAUACAUUAUCGCUUCACAGUUUUUUUUCGCUUCCAUGAAUCUAUCGGUGAAGAUGUUAAACACCUUGGAGCCUCCGGUGCACGCAUUUGAAGUUAGCCUAGUUUCUUUAUCUCUAUUCCCCGAAUGGAAUGAAUAUCAAUACAACAGGAUCGUCAAAAGGGUCCCUGAUCCGAUCUUUGGCCCCAGAGGUGUUCGAAUUUUAUUGAUAAUCCGUGGGAUCACCGGGUUUUUCGGAUUAUGUGGACUAUAUCUGUCGCUUCAGUAUCUAUCUGUUGCAGAUGCGACAGUCCUGACUUUCUUGACACCUCUUGCAUCGGCGAUCGCUGGGUGCGUCCUCCUUGGGGAGGAUUACUCCGUCAUUCAAGUUGUUGCGGGAGUUUUCAGCUUGUUUGGUGUUGUCCUUAUCGCUCGCCCCCCGUUUCUAUUCAAGUUCAUACCAGGCGCUAAUCCUGACGGAUUCUACUUGCCAGAAGUAACUCCAAUGCAAAGGCUUGCGGCCGUUGGCGCGGGCAUGAUUAGUGUUGUUGGAGCCACUGGGGCAUAUACCUCGAUUCGUGCAAUCGGAAAGCGAGCUCAUCCGAUGCAUGUAAUGUCAUUCUUUACCUUGUGGUGCACUAUCAUGGCAUCUUUGGGGAUGAUCGUCUUCAAUAUUCCUUUCGUAUAUCCUAGAUCAUGGAAAUGGUCACUUCUUUUGCUCAUGGUUGGUGUCUUUGGCUUCCUAGCACAGACUCUCUUGACGUUGGGAUUGCAGCGAGAAACUGUAUCACGCGGUUCUACCGGGGUGUAUAUCCAGAUACUUUUUGCUGUAGUGCUUGAACGCCUAAUCUUCGGAGUUGUGCCGUCUUUACUGUCAGUUAUCGGGGCCGCUAUCAUUUUGACAAAGCCAGCACCUACCCCUGCCAGUACCGUUGACCGUACGGCAUAACAUAUUGGAACUCUUGAACUUUCACAGGUCCAUAUAAAGCCUGUAAUUGCUCUUAUACUCUUGUAGCACUUUCAAUUUUCUGUUCGUUCAUCUACCUUCGGACAA
Messenger RNA from Suillus bovinus, 1302 nucleotides. Its product is annotated as integral membrane protein DUF6. The coding region runs from base 1 to 1197 and encodes 398 amino acids. The transcript has 9 exons. The record is from RefSeq and is a predicted model, not a curated record. Gene Ontology annotation, cellular component: membrane. NCBI's taxonomy places the organism in Eukaryota, Fungi, Basidiomycota, Agaricomycetes, Boletales, Suillaceae.